This is a messenger RNA of Heteronotia binoei (common prickly gecko), 1293 nucleotides long. RefSeq names its product zinc finger protein OZF-like. The annotation marks the transcript as partial. Gene Ontology annotation, cellular component: nucleus. Gene Ontology annotation, molecular function: RNA polymerase II cis-regulatory region sequence-specific DNA binding; DNA-binding transcription factor activity, RNA polymerase II-specific. Lineage: Eukaryota; Metazoa; Chordata; Lepidosauria; Squamata; Gekkonidae. Gene Ontology annotation, biological process: regulation of transcription by RNA polymerase II. The record is from RefSeq and is a predicted model, not a curated record. The transcript is spliced from 7 exons.
AUGAAGAUGUGGGGAGGAUCUGUGAAGGUGGAAGCAAAGUUGUCUGAGUCAGAAGGAGCUCUGUCAGAGGAAGGUCAGAGGGCACAGGCCCAGGAGCAUGCCCGAGAGGCCCUGUCAAGUGGCAGUGAAGAGAUGUUGUCGAGCUAUUUUCUUUGCAGAGAAGUGGGAAUGGCUGCUCAGCCUCUGGGCCAGGUGGCCGUGUAUUUCACCAUGGCGGAGUGGGCUCUGCUGGAUCCAGGCCAAAAAGCUCUCUACAAAGAAGUCAUGCUGGAGAACUAUGAGAGCGUGGCUUCUCUGGCAGCAGAUCUAGAAGAGACAGCUGUGGAAUUCCAGGGGUUCUCUUUGGAAAAAGUCAAGACUCAAAAUGCUGAAGAAAACCAUGGAGAUGGACCACAGAGGCAAGAGGAAAACCACACAGGAGAUAAUCAGAGUAAUGAGGAGGAUGAGGAACCGCAUCAGGUAUUGCCUGAUGAAGUCAAGAAGGAAGAUCUUCAGGUGCAUCAAAGAACACACACAGGGGAGAAGCCUUUUGAAUGCUCAGAGUGUAGGAAGAGAUUCAGUGAUAGUAACAGUCUUCAAAAACAUCUAAGAAUCCAUUCUAGGGAGAAACCUUUUGAAUGCUCAGAGUGUGGGAAGAGUUUCAGUUGGAGUAGCAAUCUUCAUCAGCAUCAAAGAAUGCACACAGGGGAGAAGCCUUUUGAAUGCUCAGAGUGUGGGAAGAGAUUCAUUCAGAGUGGCCAUCUUCAAAGUCAUCUCAGAACGCACACAGGGGAGAAGCCUUUUGAAUGCUCAAAGUGUGGGAAGAGAUUCAAUCAUAGUGGCAGUCUUCAUCAGCAUCAAAGAAUGCACACAGGGGAGAAGCCUUUUCAGUGCUCCGAGUGUGGGAAGAGAUUCAGUCAGAGUGGGACUCUUCAAAGUCAUCUCAGAAUCCACACAGAGAAGCCCUUUGAAUGCUCAGAGUGUGGAAAGAAAUUCAGGCAGAGUGGAGAACUUCAACACCAUCGAAGAACACACAUAGGGGAGAAGCCUUUUGAAUGCUCAGAGUGUGGGAAGAGAUGCAGUCAGAGUAGCAGUCUUCAACGUCAUAUCAGAACCCACACUGGGGUGAAGCCUUUUGAAUGCUCAGUGUGUGGGAAGAGAUUUAGUUGGAACGGCAGUCUUCAAAAACAUCUAAGAAUCCAUUCAGGGGAGAAACCUUUUGAAUGCUCAGAGUGUGGGAAGAGAUUCAGUCGGAGUGGGACUCUUCAAAGUCAUCUCAGAACCCACACAGGGGAGAAGCCUUUUGAAUGCUCA